Molecule: messenger RNA, 402 nt
Organism: Trypanosoma grayi
Lineage: Eukaryota; Euglenozoa; Kinetoplastea; Trypanosomatida; Trypanosomatidae
Exons: 1
Coding region: 1-402 (133 amino acids)
Source: RefSeq, a predicted model, not a curated record
AUGGGAACGGGGCCCCUACACUAUUGCACAGGCCGAAGCGAGGGCCGCCGACUUUGCCCUGCUCGCUUUCAAGGGGCGUCGCCCACUACACGCCACAUUUGCAUCGACAACACGACAGUAAUGCGCAUUAUGGAGAAAGGCAGCGUGCGUUCCGAUGCGCUGGUUUGGGGGGCGGGGCCUAUCGAAAGGGCGCUGCGCGAACAAGGCACAAACACCACAUGGGGCCAUGUUGCAUCGGAAAGUAAUCCUGCGGAUGACAUCUCACGUGGGUUAAAGUUUUACAGACGGACAUUGGAAAGGGGAGCGGCUUGCGAAUGGAAGCGCGGGAGGCGGGUUAAGGGCGUUUUCGGCACCUCUUUUUCGUCAGUUGAUUACAGGCUUUUUGACUUCCUUAUAAUUUGA